Molecule: messenger RNA, 1236 nt
Organism: Oikopleura dioica
Lineage: Eukaryota; Metazoa; Chordata; Appendicularia; Copelata; Oikopleuridae
Source: the annotation of a GenBank genome assembly
AUGAACGAAUUUUUGAUUUUGAAAGAUUUUUGCGAUGAGUACCGAGAUUUCGGGAACGCUCACAUGGUCGAUUUUAUUCACGGCGAUUUCUCUCAAAAGUAUUUGAAUUCCGGCAUGCUUGGAGAUGAAUUUAGAAGAAAGAUUGACGCUUGCAAAGAAUUGAUUGAAAAGAAACUGACGAAAGUUGAAGAUUUGAAGAAAGAGCUGAAAUCAGAGAAUGAAAUUUUGGCACCAGAUUCACCGAAAGUCAAGGAUAUGCCAGACAAAAAAUCAUACGAGAUCAGCCAGCUCUCACAUUUGAUCGCUGAUGUCUGCCAGACAACGGGGGCAGAUCACGUGAUUGAUGUUGGUGCCGGAAAAGGAACUUCAACAGAAGUCAAAAUCGACUGCGUGGGUGAUGUUGUUCGACCAGAUUGUUUGCCAGGCGUUGUUUCGGGGAGAAAAUCAGUUCUUGUGGGGCUUCAUUGCUGUGGCGAUCUAUCAAGUGUGCUUUGCCAUCUAUCCGAAAUCAUAGAAGAGAUUGUUGGGCUCGUUUUGGUACCGUGUUGCUAUCAUCAUUUAUCGGAGGAAUCGGAGUUGGAAGGAAAUUCAAAAAUAGAUAGAUACAGUACAGGAAUCGCUCGCGGCUUGACAAAAGAAGAAAUCGCCAAUUCUGAAGUCCAGAAAACUGAUAUUUGCGAGCGUUUUAUCGGAUUUCCGAUGUCAAACAUCUUCAGGAACCAAAAUCUUAUUCUAGGCCAAAAUGCAAGAAUGCUCGCUUGUCACUCUGAAGACAGAAUUCAGUCGGAUUCGAGUCUCAAAUCUGUGUUCUUUCGUGCGCUGCUGAAGGAGUUUCUGAUGGAGUUUUUCCCUGAUUUUGCGGUUGAUGCUGAUGGGAAAGAUGUCCGAGUUGGAAAGAUUUUCGCAAAAGCAGCGAAAGUCGAAAAGGAUGAUCGAAAAAUGUUCGAAGAAUACGUCAAACUGGCAGGAAAGAGACUGAAAAUUCCGGAUAUCAACGAAGAAUACCUGAAAAAAGCUGGGGAAAUGCUUGAAAAAUUCACUGCCGGUCAAAAAUACGAAGAUUUGCGAGAAAUUGAAGGGCUGCGAAAUCUGUACGCGAAAAUUGCUGAAUAUCUGAUUCUUGCUGACAAGAUGAAUUUUCUCGAAGAAAGCGUAAAGUGGCGGAAAUCUGCAGGGAUUCAAAUCUUUGAUCCCAAAAUGAGCCCUCGUGCUUACUGUCUGUUGGCUUACAAAUAA